Molecule: messenger RNA, 3520 nt
Organism: Callithrix jacchus (white-tufted-ear marmoset)
Lineage: Eukaryota; Metazoa; Chordata; Mammalia; Primates; Cebidae
Gene: NOC2L
Product: NOC2 like nucleolar associated transcriptional repressor
Biological process (GO): negative regulation of transcription by RNA polymerase II; ribosomal large subunit biogenesis
Cellular component (GO): nucleolus; Noc1p-Noc2p complex; nucleoplasm
Molecular function (GO): histone binding; transcription corepressor activity
Source: RefSeq, a predicted model, not a curated record
CCGAGCGCAGAGCCUGGGCCCAAGCUGGAGUCCCGGCCACUCUGCCCGCAUCCGCCUCAGGCGCCCCUGCAGGGCUAGGGUUGGGGGAGCCGCGCCCGCGCCCGUGCGCCCCUGUCGCAAGGUCUGGCUGCCGGGGCCCGCGGGUUUCAGGCUGGCAGCGGAGAAGGAAGUAGCGGCCUCGCCACCGUCUUCGUCCCGUGCGGCGUCCCGGGGCAGGGCCGCGGAAGAGAGGCCGUCGGCGCCCAACGGGCCCUAGAAUGGGAGCGCCCUGCGUGGUGGACACAGCAAUGGCCGGGGCUCCGCGGGUCCGGCGAGGCCAGCCUGGGCCUCGGGCCGCUGCCUCGUGUCGAGCCGUCGGCAUCAGUGCAGUCUCCACCGACCCUCGUAUUUCCUACUGGACUUACUGUUGAUUUGUGGUAGCUCUUUACAUAGGGGCUCCGCCGUCGCAGUCUGGCAUCUUCGCAGGCGCGCGCCCUCGGAGCCCCGGCUGGGCUGCGGGAGCGGCGGGGGUCCCGACCUCGCUUCCCGGUGGUAGAGGGGAGCACGGGUGUCACCGCGUCCUAGGGAGCCGGGCGCUGAGUCCGCACCUCGCAAGCGAACGCGCCCGCCCGCCCCGAGGCCGGCUGCGCAGCGGUCGGAGAACCGUAAAGCCACUCGGCUGGGCGGGGAGGGGCGGGGAACGGGGCGUGGCCUGCUCGGCGGAAGUGCGUGCAUGCGCGGUAUUCUGGGACCGGAAGUGGGGCGCACGCCGCGGUCUGGUGUCAUGGCGUCUGUCAAGCGCCGCAAGAGGCGUCUGGCGGAGCUGACGGUGGACGAGUUCCUAGCCUCGGGCUUUGACACCGAGUCCGAGUCCGAGUCCGAAAAUACCCCAGAAGCGGAGACGCGGGAGGCGCGCGAGGCUGCGUGGAGUCCGGAUGAGCCGGGCGGGAGCCCAUCGGCAAGCCAGCGUAAAGGCCGUGCCUCUGAGCACAAGGACCAGCUCUCUCGGCUGAAGGACAAAGACCCCGAGUUCUAUAAGUUCCUGCAGGAGAACGACCAGAGCCUGCUAAAUUUCAGCGACUCAGAUAGUUCUGAAGAGGAAGAGGAGCCAUUCCACUCCCUGCCAGAUGUGCUGGAGCUCAGCCUUUCUGUGCAGGAAGCCAGUGAGGAGGAGGAUGGAGCAGAGGAGGGGGAUGAUGGAGAAACAGUCCCCAGAGGGCUGAAGGGGAAGAAGAAUUCUGUUCCUGUGAGUCUCACCAUGGUUGAGAGAUGGAAACAGGCAGCAAAGCAACGCCUCACUCCAAGGCUGUUCCAUGAAGUGGCGCAGGCGUUCCGAGCAGCUGUGGCCACCACCCAGGGAGACCAGGAAAGUGCUGAGGCCAACAAAUUCCAGGUCACAGACAGUGCUGUGUUCAAUGCUCUGGUCACCUUCUGUGUGAGAGAUCUCAUUGGCUGUCUCCAGAAGCUCCUGUUUGGGAAGGUGUCAAAGGACAGCAGCAGGAUGCUGCAGCCGUCCAGCAGCCUUCUCUGGGGGAAGCUCCGUGUGGACAUCAAGGCAUACCUGGGCUCGGUCAUACAGCUGGUGUCCUGUCUGGCGGAGGCGACAGUGUUGGCGGUCGUGCUGCGGCAUAUCAGCGCGCUGGUGCCCUGCUUCUUGACCUUCCCCAAGCAGUGCCGCAUGCUGCUCAAGAGAAUGGUGGUCGUGUGGAGCACUGGAGAGGAAUCCCUGCGGGUGCUGGCUUUCCUGGUCCUCAGCAGAGUCUGCCGGCACAAGAAGGAUGCUUUUCUCAGCCCCGUUCUCAAGCAAAUGUACAUCACGUACGUGAGGAACUGCAGGUUCACCUCGCCUGGCACCCUCCCCUUCAUCAGCUUCAUGCAGCGGACCCUGACGGAGCUGCUGGCCCUGGAGCCGGGUGUGGCCUACCAGCAGGCCUUCCUCUACAUCCGCCAGCUGGCCAUCCACCUGCGUAAUGCCAUGACCACCCGCAAGAAGGAGACGUACCAGUCUGUGUACAACUGGCAGUAUGUGCACUGCCUCUACCUGUGGUGCCGGGUCCUGAGCACCGUGGGCCCCCGUGAAGCCCUGCAGCCCUUGGUCUACCCCCUUGCCCAGGUCAUCAUCGGCUGCAUCAAGCUCAUCCCCACUGCCCGCUUCUACCCACUGCGAAUGCACUGCAUCCGUGCCCUGACGCUGCUCUCAGGGAGCUCAGGGGCCUUCAUCCCAGUGCUGCCUUUCAUCCUGGAGAUGUUCCAGCAGGUCGACUUCAACAGGAGGCCCCGGCGCAUGAGCUCCAAGCCCAUCAACUUCUCCGUGAUCCUGAAGCUGUCCAACGUCAACCUGCAGGAGAAAGCAUACCGGGAUGGCCUGGUGGAGCAACUCUAUGACCUUACGCUGGAGUACCUGCACAGCCAGGCACACUGCAUCGCCUUCCCGGAGCUGGCCCUGCCUGUGGUCCUGCAGCUGAAGUUCUUCCUCCGGGAGUGCAAGGUGGCCAACUACUGCCGACAGGUGCAGCAGCUGCUGGGAAAGGUUCAGGAGAACUCAGAGCACAUCUGCAGCCGCCGUCAGAGGGUCUCAUUUGGCGUGUCUGACCAGCAGGCAGUGGAAGCCUGGGAGAAGCUGACCCGGGAAGAGGGGACCCCACUGACCUUGUACUACAGCAACUGGCGGAAGCUUCGGGACCGGGAGAUCCAGCUGGAGAUCAGCGGCAAAGAGCGGCUGGAAGACCUGAACUUCCCUGAGAUCAAACGUAGGAAGGUGGUGGACAGGAAGGAUGAGGACAGGAAGGAAUUUAAAGACCUCUUUGACCUGAACAGCUCUGAGGAGGAUGAGGACGUGGAAGACUUCUCAGAGAGAGGGAUACUGGGGCCCUUGAGGACUCGGCAAGGAGUGGAAGAGGAGGACGACGACGACGAGGAGGGCGACAGCAGCAGCUCCGAGGAUGGAGACCCAGAUGCAGAGGCGGGGCUCGCUCCCGGGGAGCUGCAGUGGCUGGCCCAGGGGCCAGAGGACAAGCUGGAGGAUCUGCAGCUCUCUGAGGAGGACUGAGGCAGCCCAUCUGGGGGCCUUUUGGGGGCUGGCGGCCAGUGUUGCUACUUCUCUGGCAGUCAGGCCCAGAGGCUGGCGUCUGUGCAGCUGGGGGAGGCAGUAGAGGGUGGACAGGCUUUAUUCAUUUUUCAGCAUGAAAGCCCAGAUUUCCUGGGUGGCUGCCAAGGGGUAGAACCAACACCUUGGGGCCUGCCUCCUGCCAGAGCCCCACAGCUGUGUGCUGUUUAAGUCAUCCUGCUCCCAGCAUAGUGGGGGGAAGCUAACCUUGAUGUCAGGAUACAGACCAGUUCCUGGGGAGGCCUGCAGGCCCCUUCCAACUUCUCUGCCCUAGCACCAGGCUCUGCAGUCACCCCUACCCCGUCUUUGGAGAUUUGUUCAUUUCCUUUGAAGUCACUUUUUCCCUUAAACUGUUUUUCUUUUUUGCAUCGCAAACCAAAAGAAAUAAAGCUUCGGGAGGUAGGGUGUGCCCCCCCACACCCCUGGCCACCUCAA